AGUAAUAAUAUAAGUUAAACUUUUUAAGACUAUGUUGUGGCUACGUUUGACCGCUAUUGUUCUACUCUUUUAUAUUGUUUCAACAUUAGCAGCGAGUCCUUGGCAAAAACCUGGCUGUCAUCGGGUGGGCAAUACUCGGAAAAUUAAAAUUCCGAAUUGUGUUGAAUUUCAUAUUACGACAAAUGCAUGUCGUGGAUUUUGUGAAUCUUAUGCUGUGCCUUCGAUACCUUGGAGUAAUUAUGUAAAACCAAAUAAGCCAGUUGUAUCGGUUGGUCAGUGCUGUAGUAUGAUGGAAUCGGAAGAUGUUCAUCAACGUGUACUAUGUUUGGGUGGCAUGAAACAAUUCACAUUUAAAUCGGCCCUAAGUUGCAGUUGUUACGAGUGCAAAGUGCACUAAGCAAAAACGAAUAUGAAGCUUUCUCACACCAAAACAACGUUUUGUUUUUUAAUGCAUUCCUCCCUCGAGUCUCUUUGGUUUUUAUUUAAAUGAUAUGUUUAUGAUUUGAAGCAAGAGAACAAAUAAAAUAAAUGUUACAAGCAAACUUA
This is a messenger RNA of Episyrphus balteatus (marmalade hoverfly), 546 nucleotides long. It is a transcript of the gene Gpa2, whose product is annotated as thyrostimulin alpha-2 subunit. The record is from RefSeq and is a predicted model, not a curated record. Gene Ontology annotation, molecular function: hormone receptor binding. Gene Ontology annotation, biological process: cell surface receptor signaling pathway. The coding region runs from base 32 to 397 and encodes 121 amino acids. The transcript has 2 exons. NCBI's taxonomy places the organism in Eukaryota, Metazoa, Arthropoda, Insecta, Diptera, Syrphidae.